AUGGUCUGUAGACCCCUGCUCAGGCGCGCGCAAUCGUCUGUGCUCAGGAUCGAAUCACUGUUUGCAAAGCUGGACGCUGACGGCGACGGCCUCCUCGACCCGACUGAGUUUGGAAGUGGCAUGGCGGAAAUAUUUGGCCCUCCUGAGCGAGUCAAUCGGCGUGGUAAUCGGCGCGGAGCGCGGCAGCAGCAGGCCGCAAUGCUCGAAGAGGCCAAGAGGGCCUCUGCUGCCGCUGCAGCCUCGCUGGAGGCGGUGGGAAUGACCGGCCCGGCCAAGGAGCCGGCAGGCGAGGCUUCAGAGAACACCCGCCGAGACGAGAUCAAUGCAAAAGUUCUCGCCGACUUGGAGUCCGAGCGGGAGGCUGCGGCGCAGGCGACGGCAAUCGAGGAGGCAAAGAGCGAUGCAAUGAAGCAGAUCGAGGUGCGGCGCCUGAGGCGCAAGGAGGCUGCGGCGGCGGCGGCGCAAGAGGCAGCGGAGGAGGCGGCGGCGGCGGAGGCGGCGGCGGCAGCGGCGGAGGCAGCGGAAGCCGAGGAAGCCGCGGCGGCAAAGAAGGAGGCCAGAAUCGAGGCUAUUGAAGCCAAAAAGGCGUCGAAGCAGAAGGAAGUGCAAGAGCAGAGGCAGGUGGCGGCAGACAAGAAGGCAAUGGCUGAGAUUGAAAAGGCGGCAAAGAAGCAGGCGCUCAAGGAGCUGCGAACGGGCGAGGCAGCGCAGCAGAUCUCGGAGGCGAGGAAGGCGAGGGAGGAGGCGGAGAAGCAACUCGCCGAUAUGGAGGAGCGUGAGGAGGACGAGAAGCAGCAGCGCGAAUUCGACGAGGCAAUGCGAAAGGCUCAGCGGCAAAGCAGGGCCAUCGAGUCGAAGCUGGGCAUGGUGGCCGCGGAGCAGACUCUUGUGGCUGCUGAGUGA
Emiliania huxleyi CCMP1516 is the source of this 903-nucleotide messenger RNA. RefSeq lists its product as hypothetical. The record is from RefSeq and is a predicted model, not a curated record. The coding region runs from base 1 to 903 and encodes 300 amino acids. The transcript has a single exon. NCBI's taxonomy places the organism in Eukaryota, Haptophyta, Isochrysidales, Noelaerhabdaceae. Gene Ontology annotation, molecular function: calcium ion binding.